AUGAAUAAUAUAUCCUCAAUAACUUUACUCUCUUUUCAAAAACAUCAAAUGUUUUUAUCAUCCCCAUUAACGACCAUCUUUCAACUUUCUAACGAUGUUCUAUACAUCGUUGCCAACUACUUAGAUAUUCCCUCGACUGUAGCUCUUCGCGCUACUUGUCGAAAUUUUUAUCAUCGAUUGCCAAGCUCCGUGAUAUUCUCCGAGCUCUCGGUUCCGACCAACAUGACAAACGUACAAUUAGAAAAGUUUGCGUCGUCAUCAAAUAAUCUCCGAUAUGUGCGGAAGGUUAUUGUGAAAGGAGGGUCGAGCAUCCAAGUAAAUUCUCUUUUAAGAAUUCUAAAAAGAAGCCCGGUUCAGCAGAUAUCAAUCGUUGGGUGCGAAAACUUUUCUAUUCCUGAACUAAUGAGCACUUUAGCCGAAUGGCUGCGAGACAAAUCUGGCAACUCUCCCACCAUGAGUUCCUUUAAAAAAUUUAUUUUCUCUCGUUGCAUUGGAGGACCUAGAAAUGCCCUAGCUAUAAAAAGGGCUAAUCAAGAUCUGGAGAGCAUAAAGCAAGCUCGAGGCGACGAGUCAUUCAUAUACACUCUCACGGAAUGCGACAAUAAGGAUUGCCAUCAGUGCAAGUUGAGAUGUGGCUCUUGCCAUAUCCAAUACAAUUUUUGCGAUAUGGUUUGGGUCGAUUGCAUUUGGUGCAAAAAAAAGUCUUUUUGUGGCCCAUGUGUCACAAAGGCAUCUUUAAGUGAAACUGCAAAGCCAAUCCCAUUCCAAUACAUCAAAAUAUGCACGAUCUUUGACCUAUCGUGCACCUAA
Messenger RNA from Ambispora gerdemannii, 810 nucleotides. NCBI's taxonomy places the organism in Eukaryota, Fungi, Glomeromycota, Glomeromycetes, Archaeosporales, Ambisporaceae. The record is from the annotation of a GenBank genome assembly.